UUUAAAAACACCUUCACCAGCUCGAAUGAUGGAACAAUCUGCUAUUUGUAAAAAUGUUGUGAACUUGUUGCUGAUGAUUUGAGGUUUUGUUUUUUUAUUUUUGUGGUUCCUUAUUGGGAUGGGGUUCUUUUGUAGACUUGUAAGAGAAAGCAUCCGCUGUCAAGCGUCGAUCCAUAGCUCGGUCCUGGGGCCUGAUACAUUUGUUAUGCACCUGAUCACCUGUUGAUGGUGUGCAUCAAGGUUUUAGAAGUCCAUGUUCCCUCGCUCUGUCCACCGAUUUUUUCUUUUGCUGACACAACGGAUAAAUGGGGAGUCAGGUUUAUCAGUGAACGGGGUGUUCUAGGAGCGUUUUUCCUGGCAAUAAAAAAUUUUUCUUUAAAUUAAUUCUUUUCCUUUAUAGAAACUGCGCACAAAAAAAGCAAGAAGGAAGCAAAUGCGGGGCGACAUUGGUUGGCACUCCUACAACAAGUUCACACUACAACAACACACACAAGAAAAGAAAGGGUUUAAUCCUUGAGGGGGAGGGGGGUGGUAUUUGCG
Molecule: messenger RNA, 540 nt
Organism: Meloidogyne enterolobii
Lineage: Eukaryota; Metazoa; Nematoda; Chromadorea; Rhabditida; Meloidogynidae
Source: the annotation of a GenBank genome assembly